Molecule: messenger RNA, 3044 nt
Organism: Rhododendron vialii
Lineage: Eukaryota; Viridiplantae; Streptophyta; Magnoliopsida; Ericales; Ericaceae
Exons: 1
Coding region: 144-2876 (910 amino acids)
Cellular component (GO): intracellular membrane-bounded organelle
Source: RefSeq, a predicted model, not a curated record
AACGUCACCCACUGGUCCACCACCACCUCACCCAUGGCCGGCAGUCUAGAGAGAGAGAACCCAUUCCCCACCCACCUAUACACACACACAUAUAUCCCCGUUGACGAUAAACCCAAAAAACGACAUUGAACUUGAACACAGCAAUGAAUCCCAACUCUCUUCGAACUAGGGUUUUUCCAAUAAACCCAUUUCCUCUUCUCUCCAUCUUCUUCUUCUUCUCCCUCGCCAUCCCCACAUCCGCCUCAACCACAUACGACCAGUACUGCAACGAAGUCGUCCCGGCAUCGAACGCAACCGCCCCACUGUCCCAACCCGAUUCGCUCCUCCGCUUCGACACCGCCUAUUACACCGGCGGCGACCCGGUUCUGGGCCCCCAGGAUGCGGCCUCGUUUCGGGCCCGCUCCGCCGCCGAGACCCGAACAGCUGGCGUCUUCAGGAUUGAUGGGAUUUUGACAUUUUUGGGUCCGAGGUUUGCGAGUAUUAAUACGGUUAACUGGACCCGGAUGAUCAAUCCCCAUCUACCACGCGGAGUCUCGAGGAGUCGGGUCGGGUUUCGUUUGUCCGGGUAUUGGUCACAGGCUGAUGGGAAGCUCUGUAUGAUUGGUUCAGGUAUGCGUUCUUCUUUGGUUUUUGUUAAUGUCGGUUUGAAGCUUAAUUAUCCGAACUCGUCGAAUCUUGAGUCUAGUUUGGUUACUGGGACACUGGAAUGUUUGGAUGAUGAUUUGACGUGUUUUAGCAUGGUUUCGAUAAUGGGAUUUUCGUUGAGGAAUUAUGAGUAUAAACUGGUAGAUGGGGAAAAUGAGAAUGGACGGUUUGUGAUGUAUGAUGGAAUGGAGAAUGUUUCGCUUGGUUUCGGUACCGGCCCUGCUGUGUGUAAGGCGGUUAGGGGUGCGGGUAUAUUUGAAUUGGAAUAUAUGGAGGAUUGUGGGUCUGUUAAUUGUGAUCCUCUUGGUGGAGGUAGUGGUGGGAUUUUGCCUGGUUUUAUGUCUUUCAAUGAUAUCGAGUGCACGAUCGAGGGGAGAGUUCGGUAUUUGAUAGAUUUUGCGAAUACUAGCUAUAAUGGGUACCAUUUACCUUUUAAUCCGAGUACUGUGUUAGUUGCUGAGGGGGUGUGGAAUGGGAAGAAGAAACACCUUGACUUGGUUGCUUGCCGAAUAUUAAAUUUUAAAGACACAGUGGCUAAGGCUUCACUUGGGGAUUGUUCGAUUAGGUUGAGCUUAAGGUCACCGUCGACCAUGACAUUGAGAAGCAGGAGUACGGUUGUUGGCCAGAUGUGGAGCAAUAAAAGCAUGAAUGAUUCUGGUUACCUUGGUAGAAUUUCGUUUGAGAGCCCUAGAAAUGGAAAUACAAGGGUCGAGGGACUGAGAUAUGAGUAUACUGAGGUUGGAAAUUUAAGUAAAUCUUGCACAGGAAAGAUUAAUGGUAAACACAAAAACGUGACAUACCCAAAUGGGUAUUCCUCUGACAUGAGAUUUGACAUGACAGUCCGAAAUAGUAAAGGGCAAGUUGCAUGGGGUUAUUCUUCUCCACUAUCCGUGGGUGAUCGGUUUUAUGGCUAUGGAGUGCAAUCAACGUUUGCAGUUCCUGUGAGAGACAGCCAAAGUGGCAUGCUGAAUAUCAGCUAUGUUCUAAGCUUUAACCCUCGUUCUGAUUUCCAGCUGGGUGGUGAAAAGCGGUCAAUCAAGUAUGUUGAGAUUUCAGCUGAAGGGACAUACAAUGCUGAAACAGGAGUGCUUUGCAUGAAAGGCUGUCGCCACCUUGAAUCACGGAAUAGAACAUUUGCAAAAAAUGAAUCACUUGACUGUGAGAUGUUUAUCAAUAUCCAGUAUGCUCCUCUGGAUGCAAAGGACAGAAGCAAUGUCAAAGGAACCAUUGAGAGCAACCGCAAUAAGUCAGACCCUUUACACUUCGAGCGAAUUGAGUUGUUUGCAAAUUCAAUUUCCAUCCUCCAAGCUGACGAAUCAAUUUGGAGAAUGGAUCUAGAGAUCACCAUGGUCCUAAUUUCCAAUACGCUUGCGUGUAUAUUUCUGGUUUUACAGCUGUUUCACGUCAAAAAGAACCCAGAUGUGCUUCCCUUCAUUUCUGUUGUGAUGCUGACUGUUCUCACCCUUGCACAUAUGAUUCCUUUGGUACUUAACUUUGAAGCCUUGUUUGUGGCGAACCGCAAUCGGCAGAAUGUUUUCCUUGGGAGCGGUGGAUGGCUUGAAGUAAAUGAGGUAUUGGUAAGGGUCAUAACAAUGGUUGCUUUUCUUUUGCAGUUCCGUCUUCUCCAGCAGACGUGGUCCACAAGAGUUGGCGGCGCUGGAAGUUGGGAUAGACUUUGGGUUUCUGAUAAAAAGGUUAUGUACUUUUCUUUGCCUUUGUACGUUGGCGGGGGGUUGCUCGCUUGGUUUGUGCAUCUGUGGAAAAACUCUUACAAUAGGCGGUUGUUACGUUUACGCCAAUUUGGAGUCCAGCAGCUAUCUUUCUGGGGAGACUUCAAAUCUUUUGCUGGACUGGUCUUGGAUGGUUUUCUACUUCCCCAGAUUGUUUUCAAUGCAUUUUGCGAUUCCAAAGAGAGGGCUCUCGCUCCAGCCUUCUACAUUGGGACUACUGUUGUUCGGUUGCUCCCUCAUGCUUAUGAUCUUUAUAGAGCUGCUCAUGGUUCCACCUGGAAUUUUGGUGGUAUAUAUGCGAACCCUAGAAUGGAUUACUAUUCGACAGCCUGGGAUAUUACCAUAUCUUGUGGCGGUCUGAUGUUUAUCGCCCUCAUUUACUUGCAGCAGCGGUUUGGCGGUCGUUGCUUUCUUCCCAAGAGAUUUAGAGAGAGUGCUGUGUAUGAGAAAGUGCCUGUUGUUGCUAGUACUGAAUUAACAACCAGGGAAGUCAUCAGCUAAAAAAAUUGAGUUUUAAUUUUUUUUCCUUUAAAAUACUGCAACCACAUAAGGAAUUGUUGAGCUUAAACAGGAGGUGGGGCUGUUCAUUCCUCGUGAUUCUGUAUUUUGAAACUGUCAUUAGUUGUUUACUUCUGGUGGUAUAUUUUACUUAAUUGCUUCGUUCAAAAA